UGUGGCUUCAGUAGUCGGCCAUUACAGCUUCUGGCCGGAGUGCGCAUUCCCGCCAUAACGUAGUUUGAAUAAAGAACGUCGCGUGUGUUUUUAUUUAUUAGGACUGAGUUUUUUAAUAUUUUUUUUUGAUUAUGGAUUUACUGAGCAAGAUCCGCAGCCACCAGCGGACUCCGUCAGGGUCACGAGACUUCAAAGAGGCGACCAAACGCGAUGCCCUUGCUCGCUUGGAGGUGGAACUGGAGAGGCUGCUCACGACAGUCCCAGAGGCCAGGAGGUCCCACGUCGAAAAGGAGUUCCAGGGAUUCAAGAAUUUGUUCAGCAGAUUCUUGGCUGAGCAGGGUCCUUCGGUAGCAUGGGAUAAGAUCGAGAAGUUGCCAGAGGGCGCGGUGAUCGAUUACGCUACUCUCACCACUCCCACCACGGAUAAAGUCCACCACAUGCUGGAUAAACUGGUGGUGGUGAAACUGAACGGUGGGCUGGGAACUUCCAUGGGGUGCAAGGGGCCCAAGUCGGUGAUACAGGUCAGAAACGAGCUGACGUUCCUCGAUCUCACCGUGCAACAGAUUGAGCAUCUGAACAAAACGUACAAAUGCAACGUGCCGCUAGUGCUCAUGAACUCGUUCAACACGGACGAGGACACGCAGAAGGUGAUCCGCAAGUACAAGGGUCUGAAGCUGGACAUCCACACGUUCAACCAGUCGUGUCACCCGCGCAUCAACCGCGAGUCUCUGCUGCCUGUGGCGAGGGACGCGCUUGUACACAACGAUAUAGACGCGUGGUACCCCCCCGGCCACGGCGACUUCUACGAAUCCUUCUACAACUCAGGCCUCCUGCAAAAAUUCAUCAAAGAAGGCCGUUCCUACUGCUUCAUUAGCAACAUCGACAACCUCGGCGCAACUGUCGAUCUGAACAUCCUGAACCUCCUCCUCAACCCAGACCAGCAGAAAUCACCCUCAGAGUUCGUCAUGGAAGUGACUGACAAGACAAGAGCUGAUGUUAAAGGUGGAACCCUCAUCCAAUACGAAGAUAAGUUAAGACUGCUCGAAAUAGCCCAAGUACCUAAAGAACACGUAGACGACUUCAAAUCAGUCAGCCAGUUCAAGUUCUUCAAUACGAACAAUUUAUGGGCGAAGUUGGAUGCUAUUCAAAGAGUGGUAGAACAAGGGUCCUUAAACAUGGAGAUCAUUGUCAACAACAAGCACCUGUCGGAUGGUGUGAACGUCAUCCAGCUGGAGACAGCCGUCGGUGCUGCGAUGAAGUGCUUCGACUGCGGCAUCGGAGUCAAUGUGCCAAGAAGCAGAUUCUUGCCCGUGAAGAAGACCUCGGAUCUUCUGCUAGUGAUGUCCAACCUGUACAGUCUAUCGCACGGAUCGCUAGUGAUGUCCCCGCAGCGGAUGUUCCCCUCCACUCCGCUGGUGAAGCUCGGUGAUAACCACUUCGCGAAGGUCAAGGAGUUCCUCAACAGGUUCGCGACCAUACCUGAUCUGAUCGAGUUGGACCAUUUGACGGUGUCUGGUGACGUCACUUUUGGAAGAGGGGUGGCUUUGAAGGGAACAGUGAUCAUAAUCGCGAACCACGGCGACCGCAUAGACAUUCCGUCGGGCGCGGUGUUAGAAAAUAAAAUUGUCUCUGGUAACCUGCGUAUUUUGGAUCAUUAACAUCGCUGUUUGUAACAAUAUAUUUGCAAUAAUUUGUUGGUUGGUUUAUGACUGACUAGCACAGGUAUUGGCCAAACCUUUUUGGUGGUGAAUGUUGCCGGGUAUCCAUAAGCAAUGUUUGAAAUCUUGGCUAUAAAUAUUAAAAAAUUAUUGAUUUCUUGUAACUUUAUUUUUUAUUAGUAAUUCUGUUAAAAAAUAUUUAAAAUUUAUUUAAUCUGGUUCAAGCGACAGUGUUGGUCAGUCAUGGACCAAAAGCGUAGUACAUAAUACGUAUUUAACCUAUAUACAUAUAAUAUAAUAAUAGAAAAAUUAAAAAAUAGACAAAUGUACGUACAAUAUUUAUAAUGGUUAAUAGUAAAUUAUUUAUUAAAUAACGGGAUUAUUUAAUAUGAGGUCUGUGUCCAUCAGUGGAGAUUUUACUAUUUUAUUUAAUUUUUGUGUAUUCUAAUUUCUACCCGACUGCGGCAAAGCUAAAGAAGGGUUAUGAUUUACGCAAUAUAUGUUUAACUAUACAUUCAUAACUCCAAGUAUCGCUUUGGAAAGCGUCAUUCAAUACCAUAGAGAAUUUCCUGAAUAUUUUAAUGUCAAUUGGUUGUUUUACUAAUACUGUCAGAAAAGUGUGAGAGAGAUAGAACGACUGUGCGGCUAGUGGUUAUUCUAGAACUCUGGUCCAUAUCACAGGUAGAAGCGACUUCGUUGCGCCUUUGUCACUAACAGCGUAAAGAAAGGGAAAUUUAUCGACCGCAUAUUCGCUUUGUUUCUUUCUACAGAGUUAAAAAAUUGUAUAGAUUUAUCUCAGUCUAUUUUCUAUGGUCUCAAGAAAGUCUUAUCCACAUUUACAUCACUCGAUAGGGAAAUAUAAGUUAUCGAUAUUGAUUGUCGAUAAUAUUAAGAUAUGAAAUAAUUAAUUUUGUAAAGAUAAUGUCAAAGGCAACUUGGUAGUUAAGUUAUCUAUUUAUUUUAAAGUUACAUCUUAAAGCUAUGACUCUUCUAUUACCAAAAAUUUCUUUGUAAUCGGAUUUUCUUACCAAAAUUGUGGAUAUCAAAGAUUUUAUAUAUUUUAAGGUAAUUGUAAGCUUAUAUAACUGUAGUUAGCGUCAAAAAUUUAAUUUCAUACAAAUGUUUGCUUUUAAUUAUAUUUCAUGCUUUCUGCUUAUCCAUUUGAUACAUUCCCGAUUUUAGUAAUAGCUGGUAUAGUUUGUAGAAUUUACAUAUUUUAUUCAUAAUUAUAACGUUAAUAUUGGAUGGGAGUGUUUAUAUAACUUUUUAGUUUUUAUAACCUAUAGUAAGCACACGCCAUUUUAUAAGCACAAUGUUAGUAAUAAUUAAUCGCGAAAACAUACGUAAAUAUACAUACUACAUUUAAAAAAAUAUUUAUGUCAUAUAAGUUUAUAAAAUAUAGAUUUUUUAGAUAUCACGUGACGAGAUUUUUUUUAAAAAUCACGUGAAUCAAUACUAAAAUUAGUUAUUAAUCACAAUACUGUAUUAUUUAAAAUGCUCAAUUAAUUUUACUAAUUUGUACUUAUGGAAGCCAUUAAUUAUUUUGUAUGUAUCAGUAUCACAGUAAGAUUGUGUUGGCAAAUAUGUAUCCGUUUUAUUUUAGAGCGCGUUCUGAUGACGCGUUUAACGCGCGCUGAAAACCGAAUUACAUUCGUUAUGUCAAAUGUUUAUGUGAAUAUUGUUGUAACAUCUAAAAAAACUGAAUUUAUGAACCAACGCAUGUUAAACGCUUCUCAUCAAAGUAAAGAUUGUGAUUGGUCGAGAGAAUAAUGCGUGAGUCACGUGUCAUUCCCUCGACCAAUCACAACGAAGCGACACGGACUCUCGUGUCGUUUUUGGGACACUUUAUGGGACUGAACACAGUCUUAGUAAAUUGCAGGUUUUUGGUUUGGUUAACAUGUUUUUUUUGUAGUAUUUUGUAUACUAUAACGGAGCACGAUAUUUUUGACGCUAAUUAUACAAACGCUUGUAAAAACAUAGUUUUAUAUGAUUUUUAUAUGAAUUUAUUUUGGUACGAUUUAUUUGGAGUACAAUUAGUGGGUUUCUGUAGACGUAGUCGGUUUAUCGAAACGUGUGCCAUUCUUGUAAUGGAUAUUGUAAUUAAAUUGUUAUAUUGGA
Molecule: messenger RNA, 3776 nt
Organism: Manduca sexta (tobacco hornworm)
Lineage: Eukaryota; Metazoa; Arthropoda; Insecta; Lepidoptera; Sphingidae
Gene: UGP
Product: UTP--glucose-1-phosphate uridylyltransferase
Exons: 6
Coding region: 132-1658 (508 amino acids)
Biological process (GO): UDP-alpha-D-glucose metabolic process; glycogen metabolic process
Cellular component (GO): cytoplasm
Molecular function (GO): UTP:glucose-1-phosphate uridylyltransferase activity
Source: RefSeq, a predicted model, not a curated record